Williopsis jadinii is the source of this 855-nucleotide messenger RNA. RefSeq names its product ribulose-phosphate 3-epimerase RPE1 (gene RPE1). The transcript has a single exon. Lineage: Eukaryota; Fungi; Ascomycota; Saccharomycetes; Phaffomycetales; Wickerhamomycetaceae. The coding region runs from base 78 to 782 and encodes 234 amino acids. Gene Ontology annotation, cellular component: cytosol. The record is from RefSeq and is a predicted model, not a curated record. Gene Ontology annotation, molecular function: D-ribulose-phosphate 3-epimerase activity; metal ion binding. Gene Ontology annotation, biological process: pentose-phosphate shunt, non-oxidative branch; carbohydrate metabolic process; pentose-phosphate shunt.
UCUCCGGAGCUGAAUUGACAUUUCAACGUUGUUGCUGUGUGUCAGUACGUGAAUACAAAGCACAAAUCAACGUGAAAAUGGUGAAAUCGAUCAUCGCUCCUUCAAUUUUGGCCUGUGACUUUGCCAACUUGGGCUGUGAAUGCCACAAGGUUCUUGGUGCCGGUGCUGACUGGUUGCACAUUGAUGUCAUGGAUGGCCAUUUCGUUCCAAACAUCACCCUUGGUGUUCCAAUCGUUGAUUCCCUGCGUAAGGCAGUUCCCCGUGGCGAUGGUGUUUCCAAGCCAAAGGCUUUCUUCGAUUGCCAUAUGAUGGUUGCAGAACCGGAGAAGUGGGUUGGUGAGUUUGCCAAAGUUGGUGCUGACCAGUUCACCUUCCAUUACGAGGCCACUGAGAACCCACUUGAGUUGGUGAAACUCAUCAAGAGCCACAACAUCAGAGCAGCCUGUGCUAUCAAGCCAGGUACUCCAGUUGAUGUUCUCUAUGAGCUGGCCCCAUAUCUCGAUAUGGCAUUGGUUAUGACCGUUGAGCCAGGUUUCGGUGGUCAGAAGUUCAUGCCUGAAAUGAUGCCAAAGGUUGAAGCCUUGAGAGCCAAGUUCCCAAAGUUGGACAUUCAAGUCGAUGGUGGUUUGGGUGCCGCAACCAUCCCACAGGCUGCAAAGGCUGGUGCCAAUGUCAUCGUUGCUGGUACUGCCAUCUUUGCUGCCCCAUCUCCAGAACAGAUUAUUCGUAUCUUGAGAUCUGAAGUUGACCAAGAGCUAGAGGCCAAGGGAUUGAAGGAUUGAAAUGAACGUAUAUCUACAAACGUGUACAAAAAUUCAAUAGCACUAUUAUAACCGAUGUACAAAAGAACCUCCC